Messenger RNA from Danio rerio (zebrafish), 4685 nucleotides. Lineage: Eukaryota; Metazoa; Chordata; Actinopteri; Cypriniformes; Danionidae. The record is from RefSeq and is a predicted model, not a curated record.
GCAGCGUUUCUGUGUUUAACUGAGGUACUGUGACUCGUCUCCGUUUAUGUGUGGCUUUGGCGUUGAGGGCUUGGACAGCAAUACAGUCCGCGAGAUUAAAGGCUUAACAGUGCGCUCUCAUAAGCCCUGAUUAAGAAGGUCAUGAAGCUUUAGCUCUGGAGCCGUUAGCAUUCGGCUAGCAGACCCGUCGAGCAUCUACAUCUCCGCGAGCAGGUUCAUUCAUCGGACAAAAAUGGAGUGGGCAAGUCAGCUUUGUGAGAACCGAGGCUUGGGAUCCAAGAUGACAGACUCCAAAUAUUUCACCACUACCAAGAAAGGAGAGAUCUUUGAGCUGAAGGCAGAGCUCAACAGUGAUAAGAAAGAGAAGAAGAAGGAGGCUGUGAAGAAGGUCAUUGCAUCUAUGACCGUUGGAAAAGAUGUCAGUGCUCUGUUUCCUGAUGUUGUCAACUGCAUGCAGACAGAUAACCUGGAACUGAAAAAGCUGGUCUAUCUGUACUUGAUGAAUUAUGCCAAGAGCCAGCCAGACAUGGCCAUUAUGGCAGUCAACACUUUUGUGAAGGAUUGUGAGGACCCGAAUCCUCUGAUCCGAGCUCUAGCUGUGCGCACGAUGGGCUGCAUCCGAGUGGACAAGAUCACGGAGUAUCUGUGUGAACCUCUGAGGAAGUGUCUAAAAGAUGAAGACCCUUACGUGAGGAAGACUGCUGCAGUUUGUGUCGCCAAGCUCCAUGACAUUAACGCCCAGCUGGUAGAAGACCAGGGCUUCCUGGACACACUGAAAGACCUUAUCUCUGAUUCCAACCCUAUGGUGGUAGCAAAUGCAGUAGCAGCUCUGUCUGAGAUAGCAGAGUCUCAUCCUAACAGCAACCUUCUGGACCUGAACCCUCAGACCAUUAAUAAGCUCCUGACAGCCCUUAAUGAAUGCACUGAAUGGGGCCAGAUCUUCAUCCUUGACUGCCUGGCCAACUACACGCCCCGUGAUGACCGCGAGUCUCAGAGUAUCUGCGAGCGUGUGACUCCACGGCUUUCUCAUGCUAACUCGGCCGUGGUGCUGUCUGCUGUGAAGGUUCUGAUGAAGUUUAUGGAGAUGCUGCCGAAAGAUCUAGAUUAUUAUGGCACUCUGUUGAAGAAACUUGCUCCUCCAUUGGUAACGCUGCUCUCCGCUGAACCUGAACUGCAGUAUGUUGCCCUGAGGAACAUAAACCUCAUCGUACAGAAACGGCCUGAAAUCCUAAAGCAUGAGAUGAAGGUUUUCUUUGUGAAAUAUAAUGACCCAAUCUAUGUCAAGCUGGAGAAGCUGGAUAUAAUGAUCCGCCUGGCCUCUCAGGCCAACAUUGCUCAGGUGCUGGCUGAGCUAAAGGAAUAUGCCACUGAAGUGGAUGUAGACUUUGUGCGUAAAGCUGUACGAGCCAUUGGCCGCUGUGCAAUUAAAGUGGAGCAAUCAGCAGAGCGUUGUGUCAGCACACUGCUUGACCUCAUUCAGACCAAGGUCAAUUAUGUGGUGCAGGAAGCCAUUGUGGUGAUCAAGGACAUCUUCCGCAAGUACCCCAACAAGUAUGAGAGCGUGAUUGCCACUCUGUGUGAGAACCUGGAUUCUCUGGAUGAGCCCGAGGCAAGGGCAGCCAUGAUCUGGAUUGUGGGUGAAUAUGCAGAGAGGAUUGACAAUGCCGAUGAGCUGCUGGAGAGCUUCCUGGAAGGCUUCCAUGAUGAAAGCACACAGGUGCAGCUUCAGUUGCUGACAGCUAUUGUGAAGUUGUUCCUGAAGAAACCCACUGAGACCCAGGAGCUUGUGCAACAAGUGCUCAGUCUCGCCACACAGGAUUCUGAUAACCCUGACUUGCGUGACCGUGGCUACAUCUACUGGCGUCUGCUCUCCACGGACCCUGUGGCUGCUAAAGAGGUGGUUUUGGCUGAAAAGCCACUGAUCUCAGAGGAAACAGACCUGAUUGAACCCACCCUGCUGGACGAGCUCAUCUGCCACAUUGGGACUCUGGCUUCAGUCUACCACAAACCUCCCAGUGCUUUUGUGGAAGGCAGCCGUGGUGUUCAGCACAAGAGACUUCCUGCUCGUGCUGGCUCUGGAGAGAGUGCCGAGAGCCCUGAAGUUGGCCAGUCUGGAACCUCUGAAGCUCCACCUGCAGUCAUUCCAUCACAGGGCGAUCUCCUGGGGGACCUUUUGAACCUGGAUCUGGCCCCGGCCACAACCACUGUUCCUUCAGUUCAGCCUUCAAUGCAGAUGGGAGCCAUGGACCUACUUGGAGGAGGUCUGGAUAGUCUGAUGGGCGAUGAAUCAGAUACGCCGGGUGUUUCCCACAGGACCGAGAUGCAGUCUCCUCAGCCAUCUUCUGAUUAUUCUGAGAGAGAGCUGGGAGGAGACAUCGGUGGAAGUCCUUCGAUGGGUGCUGCUUUGGGGGCCCCUGCAGCCAUGCCUGCUGCUCUGAGCAAUGCUCCGGCUGUUGGAGGUGGAUUGGGAGACCUUUUUGACCUCGGUGGGGGUGUUGGCAUGCCAACGGGAUUCUAUGUUGCUCCUAAAACUUUGUUUUUACCAGCAAUGAAGGCUAAAGGGCUGGAGAUUUCUGGGACAUUUGCCCGACGUGGCGGCAUCAUUCAGAUGGAUCUGUCUCUCACCAACAAAGCCAUGAGCGUUAUGACUGACUUCGCCAUUCAGUUCAACAGAAACAGUUUUGGUUUGGCCCCUGCUGGCCCCCUGCAGGUUCUGACUCCUCUGACCCCAAAUCAGACGAUUGAUGUCAGUCUGCCUCUCGGCACAACUGGCCCUGUCAUGAAAAUGGAACCACUCAACAAUCUCCAGGUAGCUGUGAAGAAUAACAUUGACGUGUUCUACUUCAGCUGCCAGUAUCCUCUUAGCCUGCUCUUUGUAGAGGAUGGAAAGAUGGAACGUCAAGUGUUUUUGGCCACCUGGAAGGACAUCCCAAAUGACAACGAGGCACAGUUCCAAAUCAAAGACGUACACCUCAACUCAGAUGCAGCCAGCAACAAGCUGCAGGGCAGUAAUAUCUUCACCAUAGCCAAGAGGACAGUGGAUGCCCAAGACAUGCUCUACCAGUCCAUCAAACUCACCAAUGGCAUCUGGGUGCUGGCAGAAAUGCGUGUGCAAACUGGCAACCCUAACUAUACGGAAAUGGAGCUGUCAAUAAAGUGCAGAGCGCCAGAGGUCUCUCAGUUUGUGUACCAGUGCUAUGAGCUGGUGCUGAAGAACUGAAGAAGUUUGGGGGAAACCAGAAGGAUCUCACCGGGAGUUCUUCGGGUGACUGAAACCCAAAACUCGAUUGGACCAGUCAGAGGAAGAACCCCCCCACUGUCUUACUUUCCCUCAGACUGUGCUUUCACAGCAUUGACUGAAUCCCAAGGAAUUUUUCCUCAUUAUUCGUUUCCAUUCCUAACACCCUCUGUUUCCAUUCUCAUGAUAUCUAAAAUGCAACAUGAAUGAUAAAAAAUAUCAACUUUAUUCCACAGAAGUUCUUCUUAGCAAAUCUCAUUGCCUCUACUGUAUGAUCGCUUCCCUGUGCGUUCCCAGUAAACGUUUUUUCACCACUCAUGGUGGGCAAACAUGAGGGAGAUCUCGCUUUUAACCAUCUAGUGGUGGGAAGGGUUUGUUUUCCACAGUUGAGAGAAACCUUCAACACUGCUGUUUUUAAUUUAGCUUUCGUCAUCAGCAUUUUUGCUUGAAAAUUCAAAGUUUAAGUCUUGAUUUAUUUAUUUUCUUCAGUUUCGGUAACGCUCGUCUCUUUCUUCGAUAAUUUUGGUCUUUCCAUUAUUUCUUUGAAGGGAAUGCUGUGUGUUUAUGCAGAAGCACUACACCAUUGCUGAGUAUAACUUGUCUUUGGAUUCAGCAUCUCUAUAUUUGGUUAAGAUUACGAUUGCAGUCAUGUUUUGUUUCUACAGUUUAUUUUUAUUUAGGUUAUUUUUAGUCACUACUGUGUGUCGUGUGCUGCGUACCAGUUAUGAGUGUGUGAGAGUGAGUUGGAGGUGCAACAUUCUGCAUGUUCUGUUCCCUCUUAUGGCAAUCUUCCCUGUCCUCCAUCAGUCUGUUUGUGUACACAUGCCCACAUAUCCUGGAGGUUGUUGAUUUAGUGUCUGCGCUUUUUGUUGCAAGCAAGAUAAACUGCUCAAUCUGUGAGGGAGACUCUACUCGGCUGUUCAGAUUAAUUUGCAGAAGGUUAUGGUUAUGGUUGGAAUAUCUCAGAUAACACUGAACAUGAUGCGUUUAAGGUCUCAUACUUGGCAAAACAACUUGCUCCACCAUUCUUAAUGGGACUUAUGACAGGAGUUAAGGCUAAACUUUUAAAAUCGUCUUAUUUCUUUUCUUUUUUUUUCUUUUUUUUUAUACAUGUUUCCAAUCAGGACAAACUACGUAUCUCUCUCAAGAUAAAAAAAAAAAAAAAAAAAACACACCACCAGACUAAAUACUGCUGAACUGACACACAAAAUGCUCUAUGCGCUUAAAUAUUUCCAAGUAAUAUUGAUGAUUGUUUUUCUUUUAAUCAUAGUUUGGUGUUUGAUUCUGUUUGUGUGUGUGUGUGUGUGUGUGUGUGUUAUGUUCUGUGGGCUUAGUCAUGAGGGUGACUAAAAGGAGAUGUCCAGCAAAGAAUUUUGCUUUACGUUUUAUUGAGUUCUGUCAUGAAUGCAUCAUCUGUUAAGCAAAUUAAAAAAGUAUAUUACCCAUA